UUGAUUAAUAUGCUGCACUUCACCUAAAAAACCAAAAACCAACACAACAAAACCAAACCCACGCAGACCAUACCUCCUCCUUCUUCAAUCUCUCUCUCUCUCUCUCUCUCUCUCUCUCUAGAAAAAUGAGGAUUAGGGUUUUCUACAUCCUAGCUUUUCUCCUCCUCUCCUCUCCCUUCCUCCUCCAAGUUGCUAGGUGUCAAUCGGAUUUGGAGGAUGAAGUUGCUGCAGGUGUUAUUGAAGCAGGUGAUCUUGGGAUUGUUGGUGAGGAUGUCCAAGAUUUCGGCGAUGGCAGUUUUAGUCCAGCUCCAGGGGUGGAAACAAUUUGCGUUUUCCCAAAAAAUCCUUCCAGAGUGAUUGCCGCAGGGGAAGAGAGUGAACUAUUAGUUGGACUGAAAAAUGAGGGGGAAUCAAGUAUGAAUGUCAUUGCAAUCAAGGCCAGCGUUCACCUUCCUUUUGAUCAUAAUAUGUUGGUUCAAAAUCUUUCUACACAGGGUUUUAACAAUGCCUCAGUUCCUGCCUCAGCUCAGGCUACUUUUCCAUACAUAUUUGCUGUCAGCAAAUUUUUGCAGCCUGGAACAUUUGAUCUUGUGGGCACCAUUGUCUACGAAAUAGACCAGAACCUAUACCAAAGUACAUUCUAUAAUGGUACCGUUGAAGUUAUUGAAGCUGGUGGCCUCGUCAGUGUUGAGUCUGUCUUCCUAUUUUUCCUUGGAAUCGCGCUUCUUUGCCUUCUUGGAUUAUGGAUUCGUGGUCAGAUACAGAACCUUUCCAAGAAAACUAAGAGGUCACCAAAGGUGGAAGUUGGAACCAAGACAACUGAUGCGUCGAUGGACGAAUGGCUGCAGGGAACUGCAUUUACUCAGUCACUGUCGAGCAAAUCAAAAAAGAAGAAGUAGAUGAUCUAGCAUGCUCUCCCAGAUCAUUAUCUGCAUAGCACUGUGAUGAGGCUUAGACUCUUGUAAUUCGUUUUAGGCAUUUGGAGAUUUUGAGAGAGCCCAAAAGGUGACUUUGGAGGAAGAGAGAGACACACUUGCCUCUUUGUUGUAGCAUGAGGACUAAACUUUUUUACAUUUCAUUUUCUUGGAGACAGCUGAAAAUUCUAGCCCUUUUUUUUUUCCUUCUUUUUUUCUAAACAAAACUAACCGAGAUUUGAGGUAGGAAAAAGACAGUUUUGUUAAACCCCUGAGUUUUUCUUAGAUUAUAUGCUUUAUUUUGCUCUUUCAAUUUGAUCAUUCUGGGCUUUUUUC
Camellia sinensis is the source of this 1250-nucleotide messenger RNA. RefSeq names its product Translocon-associated protein (TRAP), alpha subunit. The record is from RefSeq and is a predicted model, not a curated record. Gene Ontology annotation, cellular component: endoplasmic reticulum; endoplasmic reticulum membrane. NCBI's taxonomy places the organism in Eukaryota, Viridiplantae, Streptophyta, Magnoliopsida, Ericales, Theaceae.